CAUGGGGCAGAUGGUGCAAAGUCCAGGGUUCUGUCUUAUCACAUCUGGUCUGUUUGGAGAUCCAGAGGACUCUUCAAUUCCUCUACUGAUCCCCACAUUGAGCUUUAGGGGAAAUACCCCAAGUUGUGUCAUGAAAGAUCUCCAGAGACUGUCCCAGUACUGCUAAUGGAGCUGUUCUCAUCUUCUCUAGGGUCCACGAGGGAGAAGAGGAAGACCUCAACUCUGCCUCAGAGGUCCUCCAGGCAUGGAUGGGCAAAAAGGAGUAAUGGGUGAAAAUGGUCCAGCUGGUCAGAAAGGAGAAAAGGGAGAUCCUGGUCUUUCUGAGGAAGAGGUGAAGGAGGUGGUCAGGAGCGAAAUGAGAGGCCAAUGUGAUUGUGGAGAUGAGCUGGGAAGGAUGCUUGUGGAAAAGGGCCUGGAAGAAAUUGAACUCAAGAGGCAGCUUCAAGGGUAUUUUCAGCCUCAAAAACACCCUGGAAGGGAUGGUGAACACUGGGAGGAAAUGCCUAACAAAACCCAGAGCAUGACCACAUGGAUGACACCAUCAGAGUCCUUCCUGGAGACACCUUCUCUUACGACAGCAGCUUCCAGUGUGCAGCCAAUAAGAGGUCUUCCUCUGUACAAGCGCCGAGAAGCUCACGAUCAAUUACCAGCCCCCUGCCUACAGCCAAUGGACGAGGGCUCCUGUCGACACUACACCCUGCGCUGGUACUUCCACCCAGAAGCAAAAGUCUGUCGACCCUUCAUCUUUGGGGGAUGCCAAGGGAACAGCAACCGCUUUGAAACCAAAAGGAAGUGUGAACGGCUUUGCAAAAUCUCAGCAGUCAGAGGGAGGUGAUCAGCUGCAGUUGCCAUGCAUCAAUCAAAGAUAAAUGAAGCUGCAAGAAGUUUCUCUGGGACAUCUUGGAGACUUAACAAGCAAGACAAGCCAUUCAACAUGAAGAAGAAGCAAUGUUGGAAUACUUGUAAUUAUGAUCAGGAAACAAAAUGGUAUGAAGAGAGGGAAUCAUCUGAGUGCUCAGGAAAGCCCAGAGGCUCACAUCUGUACUCUUUGUCCUGCAGCAUGACUGUGCAAAUCCAGGUGACACCUACCAUGAGUUUAUUUUUGUAAAAUAAAAGUGUGUUAAUGCUGCUGA
Molecule: messenger RNA, 1133 nt
Organism: Centrocercus urophasianus (Greater sage-grouse)
Lineage: Eukaryota; Metazoa; Chordata; Aves; Galliformes; Phasianidae
Product: collagen alpha-1(VII) chain-like
Exons: 8
Coding region: 245-835 (196 amino acids)
Molecular function (GO): serine-type endopeptidase inhibitor activity
Source: RefSeq, a predicted model, not a curated record